This is a messenger RNA of Striga hermonthica, 222 nucleotides long. Lineage: Eukaryota; Viridiplantae; Streptophyta; Magnoliopsida; Lamiales; Orobanchaceae. The record is from the annotation of a GenBank genome assembly.
AUGUCUACACCCAACCCCAACAACACACAAAUCUCGGCCGAUCUUCUCAAGCAGGUGAGAACUCGUGAGGUCGCUGUGGCUGAGCUCAGUAAUCUUUCUUCUGCUCGGGCUGUCUAUCAAAAGAAUGGGAAUAUAUAUUUCCAAACCACCAUUGAGAAAGCAACUGCAUUUGAACAAAAACAAUUGGAUAUCGCCAAGGGUAGGCUGCAAAUGCUUGGUUAG